Molecule: messenger RNA, 1251 nt
Organism: Sporothrix schenckii 1099-18
Lineage: Eukaryota; Fungi; Ascomycota; Sordariomycetes; Ophiostomatales; Ophiostomataceae
Exons: 1
Coding region: 1-1251 (416 amino acids)
Source: RefSeq, a predicted model, not a curated record
AUGGCCAGCCUUGUCCCAUCGGCCGCCGCGAGCGACGAGAAGCGUCAUCGGUUCUCGUUCCUCCACCGUAACCACAAGCGCAGCUCCGAGUCUCUAUCGACUCUCGCCCAGACCGAGACCGUGCCUCCAUACGAGAAGCACGCGGGCGGCGGCGACGCCGACAGCGACAGCAACAGCAGCAACGGCGACGACAUUGGCGCGCAGGGCGACAACCCACCCGCCUACGAUGAGCUCGACGGGACUGCGUCCACUGCUCGCGCCAAGAGCGUCGCGCCAAGCAUGUCGUUUGAGGGCGUCGCCCUCCAUCCCACGCUGGAGCUGCAGCUCGACACACAGGGCAAGUCUGUGUGCUCCGAUUUUGCCCGGAUGUCGCGCCCUGAUCCGAUCAACGUCUACAUGGUCAACAGCGACGACGGCACCGCCAUGUACAACCGACCGCCCGUCUUCAUUUCGCUCCGCGAGAAACGCAGCUCCAACUCGUGCACGCUCGUUGCCGGCGGCAGCUACGAUGCGCCGGGCAGCAGCAGCGGCAGCAGCAGUACCGACGAGCACCGCGUCCUGAGCACAACCGUCUACCGGGUCGGCCCGGGCCGCCCGCCGCGCAUUGCCCUCUUCGAUCCCAACCACGCUUCUUCCCUCUCCGUGGGCGACGACAGCACCGCGUGGGACCAUUUUGAGUUCACGGGCAAGUCCAUCUUCAACCGCGUCCGCGUCCUGCGCUCGCGCCUCGGCACCUUUGAGUGGCGCUACGCGACCCGCGACGAGCGCAAGGCCCUGUCCCAGGAGUUUAUCGACGCCGCCGCCGCCGAUGAUGGCGCGUCGCCCAACGACAAGGACAUCGUCAAGCACAACACCAUCAACAGCCUCAUGAUCCUCGAGCGUGUCACGCAGGUCUUUGGUUCGAUCAACAACAACAACAACGGCGGCGGCGCCAGCAGCAGCACCUUUGUUGGCAAGCCCCGCGAAGUCCGCCGCCCCGUGGCGCGCUUGAUCCGCAGCAACGCCCUGCGCACGCCUGGCACCAGUAAACACGAUGCCGGCAACGGCGGUCGCCUGCAGAUCGACCUGCACGAGUGGUUGUCGGUUGCCAAGGAAGCAGAGUUUGGCGAUGUCAAGACGGCGCCGCCGCAUGACUUGGACGGCCAGACCAACCGCGACAUGGUCGUCACUCUCGCCGUCGCGAGCUGCAUUAGCAUGUUAAAGAAGGAGCUUGACCGUCGCAGAGAUGCAGAGAUUGCCGCCGUUGUUUAG